Orbicella faveolata is the source of this 1034-nucleotide messenger RNA. RefSeq lists its product as uncharacterized. Gene Ontology annotation, biological process: positive regulation of transcription by RNA polymerase II; sensory organ development; axon development. NCBI's taxonomy places the organism in Eukaryota, Metazoa, Cnidaria, Anthozoa, Scleractinia, Merulinidae. Gene Ontology annotation, cellular component: nucleus. Gene Ontology annotation, molecular function: DNA-binding transcription factor activity; E-box binding; protein dimerization activity. The record is from RefSeq and is a predicted model, not a curated record.
UUUGCAAAGCACGAUUACUACAUUUAUUGCGAUUAUUAUUUAUAACGCACGUGCAUUACCACUGUUCUACGCAUUGAACCUUUUCUUUUUGUUGAUGUUUGUUCUCGUUGCCGUUGCCAUCGUGGCUUACUUGUGCUCCCUGGUUUGUGACCAUUUAAAAGAAAACGGCCGAGCUGCAUUUUAAGGUGGCACUAUUUAGUAUUAUGUAGAAGGUGGUUCUGGUCUUGGAUCAAACCCUAAUUUGUCAUCACUCAAAUGAAAGCUAACGAGUAGCACAUUAUGGGUUGCCCGGAACAAUCUUUAUUUUUGUCUAAAUUCUGUUUAAACUGACAUGAUCUUAUAUGGUUUUCUUCUCAGCCAUGGAAAAUUUUACAGAUGACCAAACAAAGAAGCCUCGCAAAAGACAAAUGUCCAGAGCAAAGAGAGUCCUAGCAAACCGACGGGAGAGAGAACGGGUUCGAAAGAUGAAUGACGCCUUCGAAGAGCUACGAAGCGCGAUCCCGAAUUACGAGGAAACCCGAGUGAAAACGAAGCUAGAAUUGCUGCGGAUUGCCACAAACUACAUCCAGAGCCUCAAAGAUCACAUCCAGAAUUCAGUUCAUGUACACGAAGGCUAUAACUCUUCAAUGAAUCCCUUGAUGUACCCAUCAGCCUUUGAAAUGGAAAAUGGCGGCCCUCCCAGGUCGGCGCCACGGAUGUCUGACUAUCCAUUUCCACCUCAGUUUCCAGUCCCUCCUCCGCCACCAGCCUUCACCGAGCUGAGUAAUCUCCAGUUUUCUCAACAGCAAACGAUUCCCGCACCAGUGUCAAAUGGCAGCGCCCCUGAUAGCUCCAAUCACGAUUUUUGCAAUCUUUUAACGUCCAGCCUGGCUGACUCCCACGUGGGGGAGAACUUCUUAUACAAUCUGCAGGUAAAAAACAAAAACAAAAGAAUUACCGUUCACCAUCAAAAGGAGAUGGCUGUGAGAAGAGAUUUCCAUCAGAGAUCAAUUUACUCUCCCAUCCAAUACCUUCUCUCGCUCCAAACACAGUGA